This is a messenger RNA of Sparassis crispa, 1629 nucleotides long. RefSeq lists its product as hypothetical. Lineage: Eukaryota; Fungi; Basidiomycota; Agaricomycetes; Polyporales; Sparassidaceae. The transcript is spliced from 9 exons. The coding region runs from base 1 to 1629 and encodes 542 amino acids. The record is from RefSeq and is a predicted model, not a curated record.
AUGCAGAAGGCGAUCCAUGAUUCGGCUAUCAGCAGCAUCGAGGAAGGCGAGGCUAAGGCACCCACAUUUGCCGGAGCUAGCCCAGAGCCUUCCAUACCUCCAGGAUCUGCUUUCGACUCAGAGUCGGAAGGUCAGGUUGAUGAUGCUGGAGAGACAGAAAUAGACAUUGCUGACUCUGCUGGAGAUAGCAGGGAGGAUCUUGACUACAUCGCACCAAGCAGUGAUGCCGAGGAUGAGGAUGAGGAUCUUGGGAACGACUCAGACUUUGAUGUCGCAAUGAUUACGGGGAAACUCGGUGGGAUUGAUGCUGGUGAUGAAGGUGCAGAGGAUAUUGGUAUGGAGCCUGCGGGCUUGAGCCGCUCCAUGAAAGGAACAUGGAAGAAAUUCUUGGCUUCAGAGACUGCUAGGAAGGAGAAAAACAAGAAGAACAAGACAGCACUUAAAAGUCAAAUUAUCGACAAACACAAGGAAGCGCUGACAGCGCCAGCACGUGGCGCUUCAUCAACGGCGACGAAAUGCAAGGCCCCUGCCAGCGAAAAACUUGCACAUGAGAACAAGUGUGCGAAGGUGGUGGAGACUGGUGGCUUAAAGCCAGGCUGGAGAAGAUAUUUAGCUCGUUCUGAUAACUCCUCAAAAACCUCACUCACUCACAGUGGGGAAUCAGAUGCGCCAAUUGAAGGGGAAUUUGACAAGGACGAGGGUACUGAAGUAUUGCGCGCUGUGCGUGCAACUCAUCAGACUGACGAUACCCAACGUGAAGGUUUCACUGCUACGAAUCUGGUCAAGAUCAAACCAGUGGGCAUCGUCUUGAAGCCUGCAGUCAUCGCGGAGAUUGAUAAGAAGGAACGCGGAGCUGGGCAUGUGAACAAACAAGCCGCCACAAGCUGGUCGAACAAAGACCUACCUUUCCCAGCGGCAUGGAGAAGGCAGCUUCUUGUCUGGCACCACUCAGAUUUCAAGAGUACGGUAAGGCUGAUCUGGAUGAAGAUUUUUAUUGACCUGCCGGAACUCGACGUUGACGGAAAACUACGAUCUGAGCACCCCGCUAUCCACACUGUGGCCCAGGCGGCACUCCGCACUUAUCGUAGUGACAUUGGUAAAACAGCGCUACGAAUCAUUGACACCAUUUGGGAGUCCGCGGAUAUGGUGGGCAACUACACCACUGUUGAGCGUAGGAAGGCCUGGAUAAAAGCACACCUAAACAACAAGAACUUCUUAUAUCUAGACCCUGAGUCCACAGUGCAUCUGGGCACUUUUCGUGGCCCUCUAAUCACGGAAACAUUUGCCUACCACCUUCAACUCAUCAUAAAAAGUGAGGUGGAUUAUGGUGAGCCCACGGGAGCGCUUGCGUUGUGCACUGCCGCGGUACAGCGGGCACUCACUGUAUGGAAGGAGGGGAUGAACUCACUGAAGGAGCCCGAUGGCAGUGCAUGUCGUGGUGGGGCGAGGAACUUCAAGGAAAGCUUCAAAGAUGAGCCAUGGGGGAAUGAGGCAAAGAUAUACUACAAUCGCACGAAGGGCCUGAAGGAGCCUAAGAACAACAACCUCACGAUCGAUCUGACAGCAGACUCCUCCGAAGGUGGUGCCAACGUUGAUGAUGACAUCCGCAUGUCGGAGGAUGAUGACUGA